This is a messenger RNA of Dreissena polymorpha, 478 nucleotides long. RefSeq names its product serine protease inhibitor Cvsi-2-like. The transcript is spliced from 3 exons. The record is from RefSeq and is a predicted model, not a curated record. Bases 132 to 401 code for a protein of 89 amino acids. NCBI's taxonomy places the organism in Eukaryota, Metazoa, Mollusca, Bivalvia, Myida, Dreissenidae.
UUGGUUGGUCUUUAUAGCGCGUUUAGAUCUCUGCAUGACGAAUCACAUAUAUAGCCUGCCAGCUGUCAUUCAGGCCCUAUCAGGUAUAAAAAGACGACCACGGAGCGUGAUCAUUAGAAACAACUUGAGCUAUGAAGACCUUACUUAUUUUCGCAGUGACUUUGGCUGUGUGCUACGCGGAGCUGUGCAGGGACACAAGCGACUGCAGCCACGAGGUGUGUGGAGCGGGUUGGCACCUCACUUGCCACAACUUUGCAUGCACGUGCCUAGCUGAUUCUGGUAGUGGAGGCGGUACUAGCACCACAUGCAAGUUGGCCUCCGACUGCCAGUGUGACAGGGACACCCCGCACUGUGUGGACGGACAUUGUAGGUGUGGCUUCAGACCCGGCGGCGGAAAAUAAGCACAUUCUUGUCAUACUACAAACACGUUCUGAAUAGUGUAUGCGUCGUUAUUGAGAAUUAAAUGCUUGUCGUUUUA